Penicillium arizonense is the source of this 939-nucleotide messenger RNA. Its product is annotated as alpha/beta fold hydrolase. Lineage: Eukaryota; Fungi; Ascomycota; Eurotiomycetes; Eurotiales; Aspergillaceae. The transcript is spliced from 6 exons. Gene Ontology annotation, molecular function: hydrolase activity. The record is from RefSeq and is a predicted model, not a curated record. Bases 1 to 939 code for a protein of 312 amino acids.
AUGCCUAUCGAUAAAAUCCAAGUAUCAGGCGACCCCCGCAUCGAGUACAAAACCGCGACUCUCAACGGCCACAACUACUCUUAUAUCCUGAGCCAGCCCAAAUCAGGCCAAUACAAAGCAACAGUAUUCCUGAUCCAUGGCUUCCCCGACAUCUCAAUGGGCUGGCGAUACCAGAUCCCCAUGCUAGUGAACAUGGGCCUGCGAGUGGUAGCCCCAGAUUGUCUAGGCUACGGACGAACAGCGAAACGAAAAUCAUCCUGGGUGGACAUGACUGGCACGGGCGCCGGUCUAGCGUACCGCAUCGCCCUCUGGCACCCAGAGCUAGUCUCGUACCUUUUCACAGUCUGUGUGCCGUACGCAAGACCAAUGGAAAAGGAAGUUCAGCUAGAAGACCUCGUCCGCACAGCGGCCCCGCAUUUCGCAUACCAGCUCCAAUUCGCGAGUGGGGAGUUGGAGAAGGUUAUCCAAUCUGAGGAUGAUAUUCGCCAAUUCCUGUUGGCGCUUUAUGGGGGACGGAACGAUCGCGGUGAGGUUGGUUUUGAUGCGCAUCAUGGUGUGCUUGUUGAUCGGCUUGGGGGGCUGAAGAGGUCAAAGCUUUUAGCGGAGGACGAGGUUGAGUUUUAUGUUAGGGAGUUUGGGAGGAGUGGGGUUCGAGGGCCACUGAACUGGUACCGGACUCGGCAGAUCAAUUAUCGGGAUGAGCUUGCUAUUCUUGAUCGGAAGAUUGAGGUUCCUACGUUGUUUAUUCAGGCUUUGAGGGAUCAGGCUUUGCCCCCGCAUUUGGGUAAGUCGAUGGCUAAGCACAUCCCCAGCUUGACUGUGAAGCAGGUUAAUACUUCGCACUGGGCUUUGUGGGAGAAACCUCAGGAGGUGAAUGAGAUUAUUGAGGGUUGGUUGAGGGAGAAGGCUUUUACUGAGGCUAGAGCUGAGAAGCUGUAG